Tupaia belangeri chinensis (Chinese tree shrew) is the source of this 1221-nucleotide messenger RNA. RefSeq names its product cilia and flagella associated protein 20 (gene CFAP20). Bases 248 to 829 code for a protein of 193 amino acids. Lineage: Eukaryota; Metazoa; Chordata; Mammalia; Scandentia; Tupaiidae. The transcript is spliced from 7 exons. The record is from RefSeq and is a predicted model, not a curated record.
GAGGAGAGGGGCGCGGGCGGCAGUUGCUGUGGUUUCCGUCCCGGUCUACGUGUCUCUGACUUGCGCAUCGUGGAAGUAGUGUCCCACGUCCAAGUCCCGCCAUCUGUAGCUGCAGAUCGGGAGGUUAGGGGGCCGGUGCCCUUCCUUCGGACCAGGACCUGCCUCCGCCUUGCCUGCGGCACUCAGUGCUCAUAGCUUCUCCGGGGCCUAGAUCGGCUCCGGGGCGGCUGAGAGGGCCACCGGCGAGAUGUUCAAAAACACGUUCCAGAGCGGCUUCCUCUCCAUCCUCUACAGCAUCGGCAGCAAGCCCCUGCAGAUCUGGGACAAAAAGGUGCGGAAUGGCCACAUCAAAAGAAUCACUGAUAACGACAUCCAGUCCCUGGUGCUGGAAAUUGAAGGAACAAAUGUCAGCACCACAUACAUUACAUGUCCUGCAGACCCUAAGAAGACGUUGGGAAUUAAACUUCCUUUCCUCGUCAUGAUUAUCAAAAACCUAAAGAAAUACUUCACCUUCGAGGUCCAGGUACUGGAUGACAAGAAUGUGCGUCGGCGGUUUCGGGCAAGCAACUACCAGAGCACCACCCGGGUCAAGCCCUUCAUCUGUACCAUGCCCAUGCGGCUGGAUGAUGGCUGGAACCAGAUUCAGUUCAACCUGUCGGACUUCACCCGGCGAGCAUACGGCACCAAUUACAUCGAGACCCUAAGAGUGCAGAUCCACGCAAACUGUCGCAUACGACGGGUUUACUUCUCAGACAGACUCUAUUCAGAAGAUGAACUGCCAGCAGAGUUCAAACUGUACCUCCCAGUUCAGAACAAGGCAAAGCAAUAACUGGGAUACAGCUCAAGAGAUGGACCCAGGAUGGGACUCUUAGUUUAAAAAGGAAACUAUCUGGAGGACAAUGCAAAAAACAUAUUUAUAUUAGCUCACUGUGCUAUGGUUCUUUUAUUUCCUACUUGGUGUCUCUUGUCAUGGACACCAGCGACCAGGCCGUAACUCCGUAUUUGUGCUGUAAGUACAGUGAAGGGUAAGCAGUCCUGUGAGUGAUGGGUGAAUGCUGGAGUUGACCCCGCUGCCUGCCCCAGUGUGGGGGGAGAUACAUUUACCAUGAACUUAAAGAAUUAAAGGUCCCCAAAAGGCAAUUUCAGACCAAUAUUUCUUCCUACGGUUUAUUCUUUGUUUUAUAUAUUCUCUAAAUAUAUGUAUAUGCUAUGGAAUACUCA